UCGGGCAUCUAUGGCAUGACAAUGAUAAAAUUAUAGCAAAGGCCACCAGAGAAAAAAAAAAGAAGAGAGCGUUGACAUUGACGUUUCGCAUAACCUCAAUUCGCGCUAUCUGACAGCCACGAAAACAAGUUUGUUUUAGGUGAAAAAAUACCGACAAACAGAGGCGAAAUUUUUAAAUAUUGUGACGAUGGCAACUUAAGGAAAGCCACUUGGGAUAUAUCUCCAACAUAUAUUAGAUAGGUACAACCAACAGUUCAUUCAUUGAAUUGAUUUUAUUGCUGCAAACAAAAGGGCAAAAAUGGACCAGAAAGACAGCUUGUUAAGGAAAUAUAUUACUAUAUUUUUAGUUGUAAGUGGUUAUUGGAUAGUCUCAAUAUCAACAGUAUUUAUGAAUAAAACCUUACUGAGUCACAUAAAACUGGACGCCCCAAUGUUCAUAAACUUCAGCCAAACAUUAGUGACAGCCCUUAUAUGUUACAGCUAUAAAGUACUCAGUCGAUUGUACCCAAAUAAAUUUAGAUUUCCAGAGGCUGAUAUUUGGGAUCCUAAAACAAUUAAAACUAUCUUUCCAGUCUCCUUGAUGUUCACUAUAAUGAUAGCCUCAAACAACUUGUGUUUAAAAUAUGUGUCUGUGGCAUUUUAUUAUGUAGGCAGAUCGUUAACAACCAUUUUUAAUGUUUUAUUGACAUAUUUCAUUUUGGGGGAGAGGACUUCGAAGAAAUGUAUGCUCUGUUGUGCAGUGAUUAUUAUGGGAUUUUGGCUUGGAGUGGACCAAGAAAAUAUUGCAGGUAGUCUGUCUGUAGCUGGUACAAUUUUUGGCAUCAUAGGAUCAUUUUCCUUAUCACUUUUUUCGAUCUUAACCAAAAAGGUGAUGCCACAUAUUAACGGCGACAUCUGGCUGCUGCAAUAUGCCAACAACAUUUAUGCCUCCAUACUGUUCAUUCCUCUUAUAAUAUUUAGUGGUGAACUUUCUGUUUUAUUUAGCUAUCCAAGAAUUAAUGAACUAUUUUUCUGGAGCAUUUUAAUUGGUGGAGGCUUGUGUGGGUUUUCCAUAGGGUUUUUCACCUCAUUACAGAUAAAAUAUACUUCAGCACUGACCCACAACAUUUCUGGCACAGCAAAAGCUUGCGCCCAAACAGUAUUGGCGACGUAUUGGUAUCAAGAGACGAAAAGUUUACUAUGGUGGUUUUCGAAUUUUAUAAUUUUGGCUGCCAGCGGUGCCUAUGCCAGGAUUAAGCAGCUGGAUAUGGAGAGGAAACACAAUCAGGGCCCAGCAUACACCAAAGUUUAAUUUUAAGUGAAAGAAAUUUAUAUUUUAAUGUAAUAUAUUUAUAGUUUUAAGGGU
Anthonomus grandis grandis is the source of this 1345-nucleotide messenger RNA. RefSeq names its product GDP-fucose transporter 1 (gene nac). The record is from RefSeq and is a predicted model, not a curated record. The transcript has 5 exons. Bases 299 to 1291 code for a protein of 330 amino acids. Gene Ontology annotation, cellular component: Golgi apparatus. Gene Ontology annotation, biological process: protein O-linked glycosylation via fucose; GDP-fucose import into Golgi lumen. Lineage: Eukaryota; Metazoa; Arthropoda; Insecta; Coleoptera; Curculionidae. Gene Ontology annotation, molecular function: antiporter activity.